This is a messenger RNA of Angiostrongylus costaricensis, 645 nucleotides long. The record is from the annotation of a GenBank genome assembly. Lineage: Eukaryota; Metazoa; Nematoda; Chromadorea; Rhabditida; Metastrongylidae.
AUGGCCGAUCCAGUCGCUGAUUUUCUUGCUCGUGAACAAGAUAUGCUUGCCGAGAUCGAUGGUGUUCCAAUACCUCCAGCAGGUGUAGCCGCUGAUGCGACACUACCUGUACCUGCUGCAGAUGAGUUCGGUGCCAUGGCAGUGGGUCCUCCGUCGAUUGGUGGUGCCGAUUCUGGCGUAGAUCUUGUAGGCAUGGAUUAUCAAGCAACCCCUUCAAUUCCACUGGUUAAUGGGAACGGUGUGAACAGUCAGCAUUCGGCGGCCAGUUCUAAAGAAGCGUCACCGGUUCCAUCUUUAACACGAGUUGAAGCUGAGAAUAUACGCAGAUGGCGUGAGCAGCAGAAGAUUCUUCUCGAGAAAAAAGAUGAAGCUGAAGAAAAGAGAAAGAAUGAGCUCAGGAAUAUGGCAAAGAAAGAAUUAGAGGAAUGGUAUAAACAGCGAGAUGCAGCAUUGAAACUAACAAAGGAAGCUAACAGGAAAGCCGAAGAAGAACAUUUGGCUGCUUUUGGUCGUGAACAAGGAGAAGGAGCACAAUGGGACGAAAUAGCACGACUAUGCGAGGCAAAAGCUCAGCAAAAAGGAGGAAAAGACGUUAGUCGUCUAAAAAGCCUCUUACUUCAUCUCAAGGAUCAUCAUCGCAAGUGA